Molecule: messenger RNA, 3270 nt
Organism: Trichechus manatus latirostris (Florida manatee)
Lineage: Eukaryota; Metazoa; Chordata; Mammalia; Sirenia; Trichechidae
Gene: CCDC178
Product: coiled-coil domain containing 178
Exons: 20
Coding region: 1-2664 (887 amino acids)
Source: RefSeq, a predicted model, not a curated record
AUGGCAAGAUCAGUGAUUGCAACUAUAAUCCAGGCCAAUAGAGUUUUUAGAGUCAAAAGGACUGCAAGUAAGCGCUUUGGUGGCGUUUCAUGGACAACUUUGCUGUACUUCUGCAACCUUCAGUCGAUUCGGGACUUGCCAGGAUUAGAGUCACUGAGGCACAUCGGACUGAGUGGAUUUCAUGAUGAGUACAGCUUGAAUGCUGUAGUGAGAACAUCAAUCACUCUUCACAUGAGACUCCAAUCUUCCGAAAUGGAAGGGGAGAAUAAAGGCAUUUACUUUAGCUACCCAUGUCGACGUCGCAGCUGUUCUGUAGUAAACAUCCCAGCACCAUGUGUCAACAAAAUGAUUUCACACAUUCAAGAUGUGGAAUCUAAAAUACAGGAGUAUUUGAAACAGUUUGAAAUGGCCCGUGGAGAAUGGAGUAUAGCUUCUUCCACAAAAGGAGCGACAGAAGAUUGGAGUACAACAAGUAUUGCUGCACCAGAAGAAAAGGUCAAAACAGAAGAAGGAGACGAAAAGUGUCCAGAAAUAAAGCAGGAAAUGGGAACAUUGCUAUCGGAGGCCAUCCAUCUCAUUAAAAGCCUAGAAACCGACCGUGCAGAAGCUGAAGAAGCUUUAAGACGACAAAAAUUGAGAAAGAAAAAGAUUAACAUGAAAAUUGAUUCUUGGUCAAUCUGGAGACUUCAAGAACUCCCCUCAGCUGUGCAGAAAGAACAUGAGACCUAUAUGAGAGAUAUUAUAGAAUUGCGAUGGCAUCUUACAGAUAAAGUACAUCAACUAAAACGUUUUGAAGAACAAAAGGCAAAGUUAGAAGAAGCUAAUGCAAAGGUUCAAGCAGACGUAGACUACAUGAGUAAGCAUGCCCCUCUACUGGACUCAAAGCGGAACCAGGAACUUGAAGCUCUGAAGGAAUGUUAUUUAAAAAAAUUUGAGAUAAUGGAACUGUGCAAACGUGUCCAUGAAGAACUUGAAGAAGCUAAAGAAAACUGCGAAAAUGCCAAACAAAAGGCUGAAGAAAUUAAAGUCGAAAUGGAUCAAGAUCUUAAACGUGUUGAAGCAAGCUUGGAUGUCUACAAGAAAGAGAUAGAUAAACUCAAUAGUCUAUAUCGUCACUACUCCACAUCUAUAGAAAAUGUUAACUUGGAUAUUGAGGAGAAAGAAGAGACAGUGACUGAAGCACUGAAGGAAACAAAGUCAUCAACAAAUGAAUUAGCUACUUUAUCAAGAAAGUUAGAGGAGCUAAAAAGGUUUUACGAUCAACUAACAUGGAAGAAAAAAGGUUAUGAAAAGGAAUAUAUAGAUGCACUCAAUACUUUUUAUGCCACAAAAUCUACAUGGGACAUUGAGCUUUCUAAUGUUUCAAAAGAUUUUUCAGAUAUUUCAAAAGCAUAUACUCAAUUGUUGGAAGAAAAUAAAAAAAUGGAGAUGGAUGUUGAGCUCGUAGUAGAUCAUAUCAAUCAAAGUAUAAAGAAAAAAGCAGAACAUGAGACUGAAAUCCAAAGUUUGUUGAAACUGAAGGCACAAAAUAAUGAAUUGCUUAAACAGCUAUACAGGGAAGCUUAUCAAAUUGGUGCUGUUUUCCACCUCACCAAAUUUAAAACAGAUGAAUUGGACGGGAAAAUUGCAGAAGUGAGAAGAAAAUUCAAGGGUAGAGAAGAUUUCUUGAAAAAACUCAUUCGAAAUGAAGUGUCUACUUCAAUACUGAUUCAGAAAAAAAUGUUUUCCCUUCAAGAAGUCCAGGGACAGGAAAAGAAGGAUCUUAUAAAUAAGAAAAUACUAUAUGCCCUAGCAUUGGCACAGUUGGAGGAGCCACUGGUUGAACUAGAAGAAGAGGCCGUCAGAAUCAGAAGUAUCCAUCAACAACAUUCUGAAACAAUUAAUGAUAUAGUUGAGAAGAAAAACAAUAUUAGAAGAAAAGUGGAAAGAACAAAGAAAAAAUUGAGAAUGAAGGGGAAGAAAACUCGUGAGGCACUAAUAGAAACAGAGGAAAAACGCUCAACAAUUUUUAAAGAAAUACAUGACACAAAGAGUAAAACAUCUGAUUUUCAAACCAAGAUAAAUACAUUGAAUGAGGAAUUAAUAUUAAAAGAACAGGAAAAGAAACAUUUUGAUGAGACACUUGACAUUUUAAAGGAUAAAUUUGUAAGUGUAAGAUUUACAAAAGAACAUGCGCAAGCUGUGUUUGAUCAGCUCAACAGUGAGAAAAGAGCCUGUCGAGAGAGAGUCCAUGAGGAAGAAGAGAGAUUUAGGGUGCUCAUUUCCAUGAGGCAAAAAACUCUGGAAGAAAUUAAAAAAACACAAGCUGAUUCACUGGAAGAAAAUCUGCGCUUGGCUCAAGAGUAUCAGAAGAUACAAGAUCAUUUCUUAGCAGAAAAGGAGAAAUAUUUCAGUGUCUAUGAUAGACAGCUAUUAUCAUUUAAUGCUUCAAUUAGAGACAAAACACAGUUCUGUCAGCUGCAAAGAAAGAUACACAAGGUAUGGGAGACGCACUUCAAACUGGUGGCCCUCUCCAGCCAGAUGAGGCUGGCCAAGUUCCAGACAGACUCUCAAGAGAGUAUUCAGAAAAUAUUAGCUGUGCAGGAGGAAUCUUCAGAUUUAAUGCAACACAUCUUAGCUUUCUUCCAGUCUUUGACAGAUGGCUCGUGUGAAAACGAUGGCUAAGCAAACAACCAAUGUAUCUUGGAUGCUGAAAUAAAAGACAAGAAAAGUCACACAGUUCAGAUAACAGUGUAAUUGGACAUUCACCUGUUUGCCAUUUCACACUUCCAUGGACGAAAAACUCACUCACCUCCCAGCAUGCUUUGCCACUCUUUUACUUACAGCAAAUCCAUAACAAUGAAACAGGUGACUUUCAUGCUGCUGUCAGGAACGAUCUAAUUUCAGCUUUGGGUGACUGAUUGCAAUUGGCUUUGCCUCAUCUGAUAAUUAAUCUAUGUCACCAUUAAUUGGAAGAGAGAAUAAUUACUGGCGGUGUUGACAGUGACUGUGUGCUUCCCCAGAUUUCCCCAUCGUGUUGGCGCAAAUAAAGGCUUUGCAAUUCAGUACUUAAAGUUUGCGUAAACUGUAACAAUACCUAUGCCCAUGUGACACUUUCAGACACUCUGUCUAAUGUACUUUUGUUUUUGUGUUUGCCAAUCUUUUUUUAGUUCACUGAGAGCUGUCUCUCUCAAUCACUCCUCAAUGUUCUGUCUUAAUUUUGUGGAAGUUUAAAGUUUUCAAUGAGCUGGAGAUGAAUGAUUAAUGAAUAAAUUUAAAUGCUUCAUUUUG